GGAGCUGUAGUGCGGCGGCGAUGCUGGGCGGCGGCCGCGCCGGCCUGGGCCGCCUGCGGAUCUGCGCCGGGCGGUUGUGGCGGGGCCGGCGGAGGGCGGCGGCCAUGGCCGGCGGCGACAUGGGGCAGCGCAUGGUCUGGGUGGACCUGGAGAUGACGGGCCUGGACGUGGAGAAGGACCAGAUCCUGGAGAUGGCGUGUCUGAUCACCGACUGCGACCUCAACGUGCUGGCCGAGGGCCCGAACCUGAUUAUCAACCAGCCCGACGAGCUGCUGGAGAGCAUGUCCGAGUGGUGCAAGGAGCAUCACGGGAAGUCUGGCCUUACUAAGGCUGUGAAGGAGAGUAAAAUCUCGCUGCAGCAGGCGGAGUACGAGUUCCUGUCCUUCGUGCGGCAGCAGACACCGCCCGGGCUCUGUCCCCUCGCAGGUAACUCUGUUCAUGCAGAUAAGAAAUUCCUUGACAAAUACAUGCCGCAGUUCAUGAGGCACCUUCAUUACAGGAUCAUUGACGUGAGCACUGUCAAGGAACUUUGCAGGCGCUGGUAUCCAGAGGAAUACGAGUUUGCACCAAAGAAGGCGGCUUCUCACAGAGCACUUGAUGACAUCAGGGAAAGCAUCAAAGAGCUCCAGUUCUACAGAGACCACAUCUUCAAGAGGAAAACGGAUGAGAAGAAAAGGAAACUGAUUGAGAACGGGGAAAGUGAUAAAGCUGCCAGCUGAUUUCCCCUCCCGCCACACCAGCCCGUAGCACACACUAGAUGCGUCUCCUGGGUUUUUUUUGUUCGCCAGUCUCUUGGGAAGCUGCACCCUGGGUUACCUUGUUUCUUACCAGCUGUUCAAUGCAGACAGAAGCCUGAGUUGCUGCUGCUUUUCAGUUUGAGCGGGGAAUCGGCGCGCUGGGCCCCGGCAGCGCCCGGCUUCGGAUGUUCUGGGCAAAACACGCUGUUUGAUACUCCUUGCACCUGGUUUGGGGUGCAGUCUUUCACGACUCAAUAAAACAGGUCAGUUGAAAGA
Molecule: messenger RNA, 1013 nt
Organism: Motacilla alba alba
Lineage: Eukaryota; Metazoa; Chordata; Aves; Passeriformes; Motacillidae
Gene: REXO2
Product: RNA exonuclease 2
Exons: 7
Coding region: 21-719 (232 amino acids)
Cellular component (GO): mitochondrion
Molecular function (GO): nucleic acid binding; 3'-5'-RNA exonuclease activity
Source: RefSeq, a predicted model, not a curated record